GCCGUCCCUGCCUCAGGCAAUCCCCGCCAGCAUCCCGCCGCUGCUUGCUCUUUUUAUCUGUGAGGUGCCGACGGCCGCUUUUCCAUCGGCUCUGCCUUUCAUCCGCUUGGAAGCCCGCCAGCCCUCCUCUGCAUCGCCGUCUUCUCCGCCACCCUGUCUGGCCCGGCUCGAUAACCUCAACCAUUCCCUCCUCUUCCUCUCCCAUGAACCCCUUUGACUUUCGCAUCUUCGCCGACAGAUAGAGUCAAUUCCCAAAUAUCCGCCACAGAAGCCCUCGAAGCCAGCAUGUACGUCCUCAAGAUCAUAGAGCAGCCGCAAAAAGUCCGCUGUUCCGGAUUCGGCGAUCGUCUCUUUGGCCGUCCAAUCGAUCCCGCGCCAAUUCUCCAGCUCUUGCGACAGAAUCCCGAUGGAACCCGGACAUCAAACUCCUCUGUGCUGACGGAGGCCUCAACCUUUGUCGUCCAUACUCAGCUCUUUUCGGCUGACGGAACCAUGAAUCAGAGUCAGGUUGUGAACCCGGCCAAGCUCAAGGAAGCAGUGCCCCUGCGACCCAGGCCGUACAUGUACCGAUUGUCGCGAUCGACCUCCCCGAUCGUUCCGGAGCCAGAAUCCGGACAGACGGCAACCCUCACCAACGUAUCUGGUCCAUCCGAAGCUGUUACUACCGAGUCUCUGAAACGAGGCUCGGACUCGGCCGGCAUCUCGCCGUUCGAUGAUCAACGCCAGCACGGUUGUAGCCUCGAGCACACUGGCAAGAAGCAGAAGAGAGACGCAUCGUCGCCGAUCGCCUCUUCAUCGCUGUCCUCACCGACGCUGCAGGACGAUCGCUCCACAAACGAUCACCGGCCGGACUCUGCUACACGCACCUCGACAGAGUCUCCGGCUCGAGCAGUUGGUUGGAACGACGACGAUUAUCGCAUGAGGGAGCUCCUACCCUAUAGCCAGUUCUCGCUCUUUGGGCACCUCGUUGCCCCGAGCACCUUUGCCCGAGACAUCAACGGAUCCGAUACCGGUGUCUACUUCAUCUUUGGAAACAUCUCUAUCCGAAUCGAGGGACGAUUCCGGCUCAAGUUCAUCCUCAUUGAUCUGAGGGAGCCCCGGUGAGUAUCUGCCACCGCUUCUGCUGCUGCUGCACUGCUGCG
This is a messenger RNA of Polychytrium aggregatum, 1142 nucleotides long. Its product is annotated as velvet factor. Bases 286 to 1104 code for a protein of 272 amino acids. NCBI's taxonomy places the organism in Eukaryota, Fungi, Chytridiomycota, Chytridiomycetes, Polychytriales. The record is from RefSeq and is a predicted model, not a curated record. The transcript has 3 exons.